AAAAUUAUGUUCUAAUUGCCAUAUGUAACAUGUGUUCGAAAACCUGUCUGCGAUACAAGUCUGUAACAAACGUGCAGGCUGAUUUUCAGCCAAGACCGUUCGUUGUCACUACGAUUCAAAGCGAGUAGGCAAAGGAUUGCCUACUCGCUAUGAUUUAUUGAAAGCUGGGUUGAUAUUUUGUUGGCUGUAGAACAUAUCUCCAUGUAAAUUGUAAGUAGCUGUUUUCCAGCAUACGAAAAUGCCAUUGGAUAGGUAAGUGACAUAGUGCAGUAUCUUAGAGUAGCCUGACACACUGUUCAUGUCUUCCGGCGUUCUCUCGUUAGCAUCUACGAAAUUACUGGAGCUUCGCAAGAUUCUUGUCGGAGGCUCCUCAGUAAUCUUGUUUUCAAUAACUCAGAGAUACUCCAAUCAACAUUGAAUACUCGUCAAGUUUGCAAGAAACUUUAUUCUCUAUGAUUGGUUGUUUCAUGUGGUAUCUCACAGCAAAGUACCACCCAUAACAUCAUGCUGACUAUGCAAUCUACCAAUGCCAAACGUAUGUCCCAAUAGUGAAGUUAAUAUCAUGGCACGUAUGAUUUUUUGCCAGCCAAAAGAACGCCCCCCGUAUGAAGCCUCCAACGCCAAGAAUGCCAACUAUCCCGGAAUCCUUCCAUUUAGAAUUUAGAAUCUCUCCUUCAUCCUCGCCGCCACAGUUCUCAGAUUCCCAUAAACCUUGCCCGGAGGACUACCAAGAAUCAAGCUGACCACUGCCGUUUUGGCAAUCUGGAUAUUCUUGAAGCCGCCCAGAAGGUGGAUUUUCGAAUCUGCAAGUACGAUUCUCGUCCUACUGGCAUUCUCGAUAGCAAAUUUGGUCUUCCCGUCCUUGCCUGCAAUCCUUCCAAUCGCUCUGCCCAAAUGCUCUCCCUGCAAAGUCUUAACAUCCUGAAUCUGGAAUGUUUGGAUAUACAAGUCGUCUAGACGGAGAAGAGCGAUCGCAUCGUCGAUAUCGAAGCCGAGAGAGAAAGCCUGCACAAAAUCGGCACCUUUCUGUAGCGCUCCUGGGUCUGUGGUAUGCUUGGAGGAUCGGAGCUCAACGGAUUUCGAAUGGAUGUUCAUGCGAACUUGCAGCUUCAGGUGCUCGACAAGUGGUGGGUACAUUUUUGGCCAGACUGCUUUGAGGGGCGUCAUUCUGUGAGGUGGUAUAGGUACUUUUCUGGUUUCAACUCGGUCCACACGAUCCUGCCAGGCAUUAGCGUCUACUUGCGCUGCAUGUUUGAGAUGGACCAUACAGCGGUCUUAGAUGGUGCAAAUCUUGGUCUACCCUCCUCAUCAAUGUGCAUCUCGGUAUCUCCCUCCACUGGCUGAACUGCAUUCAAAUCUGUUGGUUCCGCAUCUGGCGCAUCAAGGAGAAGUUCAUCGUCGUCCUCUGCAUUCUGUCAGUCCAUGCAAUCACGGCAAGCGGUAAGUCCACGCACCCUGUGGUAAAGGGACACUGGCAGCCUCCGCCAGUUCCUCUGGCUUUCUUAGCAGGGCGGUGGGUGCGGGCAUUGUUGUGUGGACGUGAAAGACGAGGGUUCUUGGUGGGGGAACAAAUUUGAAUUGUCGAUAUCAGAUAAGGUUGUGAGAAAAUUGUCCCGGGCGCUCAGACCAGAUUGUGGCACGUGCUAAGGCUAGUGCAUCGCGUCCAGCCAAGAAAUCCAGACCAAAAGCCUAGUAAAGCGUCAUCAAAAUUGAGUUCUCCUCUUUCCCUCGCGUGCUUGUCUUCUGCUUCCGAUUAUUCUGUGGAUUUUGCGACUUCAAGAGUUCGCACGUUUUCAGAAUGAUCUGGAGAGUAUGUCUUCAAAUAUAACGCAGAGGCUGUGGUCCCAUUUCCGGGAUCCAGCAAGCCAUUUCGUGGCCUUCAAGCCAUCCGGAUUACCUCGAAAAUCCGCGUUCCCGUGGUCAAACUCCACACAGAAUUCGACAAGAGCCUUCUCGUGGAGCCGACCACGACCUCAAACACCUUCAUCGAAGAGAUCGGUGUCUAAAAGCUUUGCUUCCUGCGGCUUUCUCUUCAUAGAUCUUAGCCCUUCGACGACGCCGACACCAUCAGCACUUGCCGCAUGUGUUGCGACUACAGAAAAAUCACUUUGUACUACUACCAGAAUUCCCCGAAAAACGAUCGCUUCUUUGGCGCAGCAGGCAUGGCGUAGGGAAAUCCAUUCGAACACUCGAAGAAGAGAAAGGGGCAGCGCGAGGAGAAACAAGAGCUCUGCAGCAAGUGAACAGAAUACUCUCAAGCAAGUUCAAAAUGGAAACAACUCGUUCAAAGCUUCCCCCGUUACGAAAAAAACCGAAACCCCAGUACUGGACUCCAAGCCGAGUACGUACCUUCAUCUUCCACAUAUGCAUAGACCUACGAAGGAGGAAUUGCUUGCGGCAGCAACAGGGUUUUGGUCGCGAUUAAAAGUCCGAUUUAAAUGGUUUUCUAUAAGGAGUUCUCGGCCCUGGAAUAUCGACGACUGGAGUGCCUUUGUUUCGUGGUUUGUCCUGGGAAAUAUUGUUUGGGUUUUAGUUGGGACCACAACCUUCUUCUCGCUCGUUAUUUUCUCCAUUAAUACCGUUGUAGCACAAGAAACUCUAGCCAGAUGGAUCGGCGAUUACCUUACACAUUCCGCAGGAGUGAAGGUAGUUUUUGAGUCCGCAAUUGUACCAAAAUGGAGGAAUGGUGUCAUCACUUUCCACAAUGUAUUUGUGUCCAGAAGGCCGGGCCAAGGAAGGACGAAAGUCAGUAAAGGAUCCUCGAUGAGUGCUGCAGCUGAGGCAGCGGCGGAGAGACAAGCUGAAGCAGGAGGACGAAAGGACGAAGAGGAGGAAGAUACAAACUACACGCAAUUCGACUUGACGAUCGGGACCGUCAACGUCACCCUAUCAUUUGUAAAGUGGUGGAAUGGGAAAGGCCUUCUCCGUGAUGUUGAGGUAAAAGGAGUUAGAGGCGUAGUUGACAGGACUUCUGUUCAUUGGGGUGGAGAAUAUGUCGACCCGAAGACAUACCGUCAUAAGCACCAUCCAGGAGAUUUUGAGAUUGACUCAUUCAAAAUGGAGGAUCUUUUGGUCACAAUAUAUCAACCGAACGGGUUCAGACCGUUCUCGGUAAGCAUUUUCAAUUGUGAACUUCCGCAGUUGAGGAAACAAUGGCUGUUCUACGACUUCCUCUCGGCGAACAACAUGUCAGGAGCAUUCGACGGAUCACUUUUUACGAUCCAUCCCAGACAAUUGCACGGUUUUGCAAACGUGCAUCAUGAUGACGAACCGAGUGGGGAAUCCAGUCCCUGGAAGAAGCAGAGCCGACUUCGUAUCGACGGUUUGAAAAUAGAUCACCUCAAUCGUGGUGUUGAAGGACCGUUUGGAUGGAUCCAUGAAGGGAACGUAGACAUUGUAGCAGACGUCAUGUUUCCAGCAGAUACCGAUGACAGUAUCGCAAAAGUCAUGUCCGAUUUCUACGACCGCAUGGAAGCUACUGUAGCAUCAAAUCGCUACAUCCACAUCCUUGAGAAUCCGCGGACAGCAGACCUCAACACCCCUGAGGAACGAGCAGCUUAUCAAGAGAAGAUGAGCAGAGACGACGACAAGCGGUUCCUCGUCAUGGAUCUCCGAGUUCACCUCAACGACGUCAGAGCCGCAGUACCUCUUUUCACCCGCGACUUGUCUUAUAUAAAUCAGGCGCUCAUCCGGCCGAUCGUGGCGUACAUCAACUCCCAAAAGACAUUCAUUCCAAUAAACUGCCGAAUCGUAAAGCGAGCCAGCGAGUUUGACGGUAGCUGGACAAUAUUCGACAGCGGUUUGAUGGAAGACUUGUCAGCUGAGACUUACGAAGCAUUUGCCAAAGAUGUGGUGGACAGCCAGGCACGAUUAAGACGCUUGAAGAAGGUCGGCUUCUGGUCGAUCUCGUUAGCCAUUCAGGCGCUGUUUAUGGGAAUGGCGGGAAAUGUGGCAUGAUAUCAACGAUUCUUCACUCACUUUUAACGAACAUGUAUAAAAAUCUUAGUCAUGUUGUAGAUUAUGGAAUCGUCGGUUCUGGUUGGUGUCUGGGACAGCUGAUGCUACGGCUAAGCUUGGGAUGGCUGCAUAAAAUGGAGUUCUGGGACCUUGAGAUACAUAAUUGACACAUUUUGUA
Cadophora gregata is the source of this 4135-nucleotide messenger RNA. RefSeq names its product Mitochondrial distribution and morphology protein 31, mitochondrial precursor (gene MDM31). Gene Ontology annotation, cellular component: mitochondrial inner membrane. Gene Ontology annotation, biological process: mitochondrion inheritance. The transcript has 2 exons. The record is from RefSeq and is a predicted model, not a curated record. NCBI's taxonomy places the organism in Eukaryota, Fungi, Ascomycota, Leotiomycetes, Helotiales, Ploettnerulaceae. The coding region runs from base 1813 to 3957 and encodes 714 amino acids.